UGUGCGCCCUCCAUAAUGGAAAGCUCAACGCCGGAACCGGUUGAGGAUUCGCCGUCGUCUGCCGCUGCUUCUGGUGUCGUCGAAUCGACGGAUUUGGAGCCGGGCGGUGAGAUAUUGGAGAAGUUGAAGGGUGACCGGAUUGGGGAGACGAUGUACAGCGAGCGGUUCGUGUUGUCCACGGUGCUGAAGCUGCCCCAGCUGGAUGGGCCGCUGGCCGAGGACGAGGACUUUGAGAAGGAUUUGUGUAGUUUGUGGGACAUGACCAUUGAGGCGGAUGUGGUUCUGUUUUUGCUGAAGCACGAUGUAGUUGAGCUGUUGAUUGGGUUGGCGGAAGGUUCGGAGGAUCAUCGACUGGUGGAAAUUUUGCUGGGGAUUGUUGGGAAUAUGUGUUGCUUGGAGGAGACCCAUAAGGUUCUGUACGAGAACAAGUCGCUGUUUUUGAGCUUGUGCGGGUUUUUGGAAUCGAGCGACACUUUGACGCUGGUUCAGUUGAUGCGGAUUUUAACGACGAUUUUGGACAAGUCUGACGAUGAGGCGUUCUGCUGGUUCAAGUUGAUUCGCGAGCAGGAGGACAUUACGGAGAAGCUGGCGUUUAUACUGAGCAGUACGACUAGCAGCGAGUUGAUUCAGCACACGCUGGAAGCGGUCCACGCGAUGGUCAAUCGGUUUACGGAAGCCGAAGUCGAUUACGCUCAGUUGAACGAGUUCUACAAGAUGUUUGCCAAGCCCUGCUUGAUUGAGGGACUCAUGGAGGGAUUCAAGCAAAUCUACCCGGAAACGGGUGCCGUCAGUCAGUUCGAGGAAGAAUAUCUCACCAGCAAAGAUCUGAAAAUCAUCCAGAAAUUCCUGGAAAUUCACGAAAACUUCAUCAUCAACGCCAACGAAGUCUACGCAGACAAAAUCGAAGCGAUCGUUUACUGCGUCCACCGGAUUCUUAUCCCGCUGAGCAGCGACGGGUCGCUUCUCCCGAUCUCGAAGGCCCACGUCCGGAUCUUGGUCUGCAUCAACAGCAUCUACAGCGCGAUCGUCUACCACUUCCACGCCGGAACGUUCCUUGCCCUGGUCAAAAUCUACACGAUUCUAGCCAAAGUCCAAGAGCAGACCGGCGCCAAAAUUUCCGAACCCAUGGACGCUAAUGCUGAAGACGACGAUGCCGGUUCCGACGGGGAGUUCGACAUCCAAACCGCACUCGGAGAGACCCUCGAGACGCUGUACUUCAUGGCGGAACCGAUCGACGGGUUGACGAUCUCGAACGCACUCCGGGCCAGCUCGCUGAACGAGGAAACCAUCGCGAAGCUUUGCACGGCCCUGCGGGAAACGAUGGCCGGCGACCCGCUGCUCGGGAGAACGUGCGAUCUGCUGCUGGAGAGUGCGCGCCAAGUUUGGGGACAGCAGGAGCGGGGUCGGUCGUAGAAUGAGGUUCAAUAAAUUGCAUUGCUGAAAUGAA
This is a messenger RNA of Culex pipiens pallens (northern house mosquito), 1447 nucleotides long. RefSeq names its product protein saal1. The record is from RefSeq and is a predicted model, not a curated record. The transcript has a single exon. Lineage: Eukaryota; Metazoa; Arthropoda; Insecta; Diptera; Culicidae. The coding region runs from base 16 to 1413 and encodes 465 amino acids.